AUGUCAACACCCCUCUUCGGCAUCGUCCCCGCCGGCCACCCCCUCAUCACAGCCCCAACCUCCUCCCCAUCCCCCACAUCCUUCCUCUACGCCCUCCCCACGAACAAGCCCUUCUCCCACAUCGUCGUCUUCCUCCUCCCCGGCAUCGCCCUCCCCGACAACUCCGCCGCCGCGAUAUACCUCACCACCGCCCGCGAGGCCGCCGCCAGCCCCGCCCCCAACUUCCGCUUCCUCGGCGCCAUCGGCCCCGGCAAGGAGAGCGCCAUGUUCAAGGUCGCCGCCGGCGCCGGCUCCGAGACCAGCAGUGACGGCGGCCUCAUGAUUGGCAUCUCCGUCGAGCCCGCCGACGCCGUCGCCCCGCGCCUACAAGAACUCGCCGCCAACAAAGCGACACAACAACAACAAGCUUCCUCAACUUCUUCUCAGUCUUCAUCAUCAUCACCAGUGCCCACCGUCGUCCUUGCCCAGCGCAUCAUCCAAAACGCAUUCAACUUCCUCGCCAGCUUCAGCGGGACGGCGGGGCCCGGCGGCGUCGAGGUCGUUCCUCUCCGGGCCUUUGAGGAGUGGUGGCGCAAGUUCGAAUCACGAGUCCGAUCCGAUCCGAGUUUCCUCGAGAAGCAGUCUGACUGA
This is a messenger RNA of Trichoderma reesei QM6a, 630 nucleotides long. RefSeq lists its product as uncharacterized. NCBI's taxonomy places the organism in Eukaryota, Fungi, Ascomycota, Sordariomycetes, Hypocreales, Hypocreaceae. Gene Ontology annotation, cellular component: cytosol; nucleus. Gene Ontology annotation, biological process: protein import into nucleus. The record is from RefSeq and is a predicted model, not a curated record. The transcript is spliced from 2 exons. Bases 1 to 630 code for a protein of 209 amino acids. Gene Ontology annotation, molecular function: nuclear import signal receptor activity.